Molecule: messenger RNA, 1908 nt
Organism: Aspergillus homomorphus CBS 101889
Lineage: Eukaryota; Fungi; Ascomycota; Eurotiomycetes; Eurotiales; Aspergillaceae
Product: sugar porter family MFS transporter
Exons: 3
Coding region: 83-1783 (566 amino acids)
Biological process (GO): carbohydrate transport; transmembrane transport
Cellular component (GO): plasma membrane
Molecular function (GO): carbohydrate:proton symporter activity
Source: RefSeq, a predicted model, not a curated record
GUUACGGCUGCGCUUGAAGCUUCUGUACUAUAUAAUUCAGCACCAUUGAUAGUUGAGGCAAGAUAAGCACAAGCUAACUACGAUGGUCCUCUCAAAGCUGAGGCAAUCUGGGGCUAGGCCCGACACUUACUCUGCCGGUGACAAUCAGGCUCCGACAGAAGGAACGCUUCCCACAGCCCCAAUCCAGGGAGCAAAAGAGGAAGAACUAGUCGACACCCCGAUCCCGCUAUUGACAUGGAGAUCUUUUCUCAUGGGUGUCUUCGUCUCGAUGGGAGGAUUCCUCUUCGGGUACGACACCGGCCAGAUCUCUGGUUUUCUAGAAAUGCCGAACUUCCUCCAACGAUAUGGCCAACAGCGUUCUGAUGGCACGUACUAUUUCACCAAUGCUCGCUCUGGUCUCAUUGUGGCGCUGCUAUCGGUGGGGACCUUAAUCGGGGCUCUCAUCGCAGCUCCCAUCGCGGAUCGAGUUGGCCGAAAAUGGUCUAUCAGCGGAUGGUCAGCCAUGGUCUGCGUAGGCAUCACGGUUCAAAUAACUUCGCCAAGCGGAAAGUGGUACCAAGUGGCCAUGGGCCGUUGGGUAGCCGGCCUUGGGGUUGGCGCGUUGUCUUUGCUCGUGCCCAUGUAUCAAGCUGAGACUGGGCCUAGACACAUUCGAGGAUCGUUGGUCAGUACCUACCAGCUUUUCAUCACUUUGGGAAUCUUCGUCGCCAAUUGCAUCAACUUUGGGACCGAAGCAAGAGAUGACACUGGUUCCUGGCGCAUUCCCAUGGGUGUCACCUAUCUAUGGGCUAUCAUCCUUGGUCUGGGAAUCGCUCUAUUCCCCGAAACCGUGCGGUAUGACUACCGACACGGUAAAAUCGAACGAGCAACCGAUACCCUCACCAAGAUGUACGGUAUUCCCCGCAACCACCGCAUGCUAAAGGUAGAGCUCGACGAGAUUAAGCAGAAGUACGACGAGGAAGUGAUGCGCGGAAAAGUGACUUGGAUUCAGCUAUUCAAGGGACCGCGGAUGAAAUACCGCAUUGCCGCGGGUGUCGCGCUCCAAGCGCUCCAGCAACUGACCGGAGCCAACUACUUCUUCUACUACGGAACGACAAUAUUUCGAGGCGCAGGUAUCUCAAACAGCUACGUAACGCAGAUGAUUCUUGGUGGUGUGAAUUUUGGGACCACGUUUCUGGGUCUAUAUCUGAUCGAGAACUACGGCCGUCGGCGGUCGUUGAUCGCUGGGGCUUUGUGGAUGUUCGUCUGCUUCAUGGUGUUUGCCUCGGUGGGCCACUUCUCACUUGACCUACAAAACCCGGAGAAUACACACACCGCCGGAGUGGUUAUGGUGGUGUUCGCAUGUCUGUUCAUUCUGGGGUUCGCGUCCACGUGGGGCCCGAUGGUGUGGACCAUCAUCGCGGAACUGUACCCCUCGGAGUACCGGGCACGGGCGAUGUCGCUGGCCACGGCAUCUAACUGGCUGUGGAACUUCCUCCUGGCAUUCUUCACGCCGUUCAUCACCAGCGCGAUUGACUUCCGGUAUGGGUAUGUCUUUGCGGGUUGUCUGUUCCUAGCCGCGGGACUGGUGUACCUGGUCGUCAUCGAAGGGCGCGGGAGAACGCUGGAGGAGAUUGAUACGAUGUAUGUAAUGCGUGUGAAGCCGUGGAAGAGCUCCAAAUUCCAGUUCGAGGAACUGGCCCCCUACGAUCGCCGGGGAUCCGCGUCGGAGAAGGCCGGGGCUGCCCAUAUCCCCACUGUUGGAGAUGGCCAGCCCAUGAACUCUCACACUACGGAGGUGUAAAUGCCUCUUUUCACGGCUCUAGCUCUCUUGACUGUACUUUUGUGUGUGCUUGUAUGUAUUCGCUGCGCUUGUGUAUUGGCAUUCAUGUACAUUAUGCAAUGCUACGUUGUUGUGUUCUAGGUGUC